Lucilia sericata (common green bottle fly) is the source of this 1462-nucleotide messenger RNA. Its product is annotated as SH3 and cysteine-rich domain-containing protein 2-like. Gene Ontology annotation, biological process: positive regulation of voltage-gated calcium channel activity; positive regulation of protein localization to plasma membrane; skeletal muscle contraction. The record is from RefSeq and is a predicted model, not a curated record. Gene Ontology annotation, cellular component: extrinsic component of cytoplasmic side of plasma membrane. The coding region runs from base 77 to 658 and encodes 193 amino acids. NCBI's taxonomy places the organism in Eukaryota, Metazoa, Arthropoda, Insecta, Diptera, Calliphoridae. The transcript is spliced from 4 exons.
AGAACUAUUUGUGAGUAAAGUUGAUCCGGGUUCACCGCGCGGCGAACGUAAAUUUUCGGCAGCCACUGCGCCAUCGAUGAAAACAAAGUGGCUGAAAGCAAUUAAAAGCCUAAAACCGGCUUCUGGAUCAGCAGCACAAGCAGACAGACGUAAUGGAGCCGCUGGCAGUUCAUCGCAGCCAUUACGGCCCAAUGAGGAUGGUAGCCAUCAUUUACAGGAGUAUACUUAUAAAAAGAUAACAGCCUGUGAUGUGUGUUCACAAAUAUUAAGAGGUCACACACGACAAGGUCUACGUUGUCGUAUAUGUAAGUUAAAUGCUCAUGGCGAUUGUGCCUCGCAGCUGCCACGUUGUCAGCCGAAACAAAAGUUGUUGAGACGUCAAAAAAGCACUUCGGAAUUGGAAAAUCGUAUAGAUAUCGAGGAAGAAACUGCUGCCGACAAUGAAACCAAGAGACCUUUUGGAGAACCUUUAAUGUUGCAUAAGAAAAUCCUAAUGAAUUCAACGGCACCAGCUGGUGGCAGUGGCAGCAAUAAUCCCAAAAAUGUCAAACAACAUUUAAAAACAGCUAUAGCGUCUACAGGUGCAGCAAGAACUGCAACGACAGCUUUAACUGAAGCGAACACGAAACCAGUGAAAAAAGUUCGAUUAAAACCUUGAUACGCCCCACAAGAAAACCUUGGAAAACCUAGUCGUCCUUAGUGAAUGUGUCUUCUGUAAGAUGUGUUUUAGAAAAAUUAAAAUCCUUUACCUUGUUAGCGAAAAAAUAAAUCCUGCGAAAAAGUCCUGUGUUACAAACAAAAAAAAUUAAGAAAAGCCUCAGAAUAAAUAGUUCUUUUAGAAAAUAUUUAUAAAUUAAAGAAAAAAAUACGUAAAUAAAUUAUAAAAAUAUAUAUUUUUUUAAUUUUUAAUUUUAAUUUACUAUAAAUUAUUUUGUUUUAAUUAAAUUAUCACCUAAAUUCAUUAUUUACUUGCAAAGAUUUCCGUUUUGAUUAAAUUAUUUAUUUUGAAAAACAUUUCAUUUAAGCAAAAACCCAGCAAAAUGUUUGUUUAAUAAAACGUUUUUAAUACUCUACAUCUGAGACUAGAUAAUAUAUGGUCAUUUUGCAAAAAUGUUUGUUUUAUAUUAAUUCCCUAAAACUAGGUAACAUUUAUUUUUAAAGUAGAUUAAAUAUCAUAUUAUUAAACUAAAUUCAUGGAAUAUUCUCGAAUAUAUUUUUUAACUUUCUUAACUUUUUUGACAAAUUUCAAAGUUUCUAAAGCAAAUUUGUUGCUGGGUUUUUUAUUGUAACAGCUGUAAAGUCCUAUACGUUAGUAAUUUGUCAUAAUGUAUCCUUUUAAUGUGUAUUUUUUUCUAACUCUGGCAAAUUUAUUGAAAUUCAAUUAAAUAUCAUUAUAUGGUUUUUAUUUAAAAUUAAUGUUUUUUCUUUUUGUUGUAGUCUAUCUAAACAGCAUAAUAAUUUA